AAGCGUGCUGGCGGCAGCGGCAGCGGCGGCGGCUCAGGGCCCCUCCUCCAGAAGAUGGCGAGUCCGUGCGGGCGGCAGGAGUGCUCCAUCGAGAGGCGCGGCUUCCGCCACCAGCUUGACUCGUGGCGACACCGGCUGCUGCGCUGUGUGGGAUUUGAAAGUAUUCUAGAAGGGCUGUUUGGACCCGAAUUACUAAAAGAUCUGAGUUUGUUUAAAGACUUUGAGCCUGAAGGUGUCUCUGAUUGGUCUUUUGAUGAAAAUUGUCUUUUCUGCUGUUUGAGAAGAGAAAAAGUGAAGGAACACUUAGUCAGUCUGGAUGAGCCAGCUUUGGAAAUUGAGCACCAAGCUCUGCUUAAACAAGAGCAAGCAAAGAUCAUUCGGUUUGAGAGGCAAGCGGAAGAAUUCCUCCAUGCAGUCUUUUAUCGAAAAGACAGUCCUCGGGUCUCUGACCCCGACAUUCCCCUAGUGGCCCGCGAGAUCAUGCAGCGGAUGAUCCGACAAUUUGCUGCUGAAUAUACCUCAAAAACUAGCUCUACUCAGGAUUCCAGCUCGCCCAAUAGCACAAAGAACCAAAGCCUGCUGAAAGCAUCUCCGGUGGCCUCAUCCCCUGCGGGUGCAACUACUCAGAACCCUGUGCUCAGCAAACUUCUCAUGGCUGACCAGGACUCGCCCUUGGACCUCACUGUCAGAAAAUCUCAGUUGGAUCCUAGCGAACAAGACGGAGUACUUGAUCUGUCCACUAAGAAAAGUCCUUGUGCAGGCAGCACAUCCUUGAGCCUUUCACCUGGCUGCUCCACUGCUCCUGGGAAUGGGCGACCUGGGAGACCCAGCCAGCACCAUGGAGAGGGACUUCGGAGUGGUGAUGGGGUGCCUCCGAGAAGCUGGCAGGAUGGAACAAGGGAAGGGUCUGGCCACUCCACAUCUCUCAAAGUUCCCUUGGCUCGAUCGCUGCAGAUAAGCGAAGAACUGCUGAGCAGAAACCAGCAUGCUACUCCUGCCAGCCACGGGCCGUCUGGGUUGCAGAAUCACGGACAGCACAUGAUACUAUCCAGGGAGGCUUCUUGGGCAAAACCACACUAUGAAUUUAACUUGACCAGAAUGAAAUUCAGGGGAAACGGUGCACUCAGCAACAUCAGUGACCUUCCUUUUCUUACAGAAAACUCAGCCUUUCAAAAAAUGGCACUUCAAACUAAACAGGAUGGGAAAAAAGACAUGAGCCAUUCCACUCCUGUGGAUUUAAAAAUACCACAAGUUCGAGGCAUGGACCUUUCAUGGGAGUCCCGAUCUGGCGACCAGUAUAGCUAUAGCUCUUUGGUGAUGGGUUCACAAACGGAGAGCGCGCUUAGUAAAAAGUUAAGGGCUAUCCUUCCGAAACAAAACAGGAGGAGCUUGCUGGAUCCCGGACCAGAUUCCUGGGGCUCAGAUGCUGAGCAAUCUACCUCUGGACAGCCAUAUCCCACCUCUGAUCAAGAGGGAGAUCCUGGCUCUAAGCAACCUCGGAAGAAAAGAGGCAGAUACAGACAGUACAACACUGAGAUAUUGGAGGAAGCAAUUUCUGUGGUGAUGAAUGGGAAAAUGAGCGUCUCCAAAGCUCAGAGUAUUUAUGGGAUUCCCCAUAGCACCCUGGAGUAUAAAGUGAAAGAGAGGCUGGGCACUUUGAAAAACCCUCCAAAGAAAAAAAUGAAAUUAAUGCGCUCGGAGGGACAGGAUGUCUCUGUAAAGCUUGAGAUAGAUCCCCAGGGAGAGGCAGCACACAGUGCGAAUGAGUCAAAGGAUGAUUAGGGAUGUUGUUAGAGUGCCAAUUACAUAACAAACUGGGUGAGCACUAUGGCAUUGUCAACUCCCGCUGCAAGUACCCAGUUUCUCUGUGGUUACUGGGUACAAGAUAUGCUCCUUUGCAGUUCAGCAUAACUUUUAUGAACAGAGGGGAAAGGGUGCUCUGAAUGUUGCAUAUUUGUAAAUUUUAUGGCCCGAAAUGGCUUAGAGCCCUUUUUGUGUUCUGUUUUUGUUUUUGUUGUUUGGCCUUUUGCAUGUUUCUCUAAUAUUCUAUAGAGAAUUGAGUUACCUCACAAAGAAUGCAGACAUGGAAGUGGACUACUUGCCUCUUGAGCCUGCAUGGACUUUCAGUUCUUUUAUUGGGUUUUCUUUUUUCAUAUGGCCUUUUAAAAAUCACUUUCUCUAGUGUCUCUAGUCUCUAGCUGAAGUCAAAAACUGGAUCAUUGCUUUAUAAUUUGAUUUUCACAAUAUUUCCUUCGUGGGUCCAUUUGGUUCAAAAGAAAAUUCAAACUUUUUAAGAAUGACUGGUCAUUUUGUAUUCAGAGAUUGAUGGUUGGAUUCCUAGUCAGUUGGGUCGAAUUGGAGCAAUUUUGUUUCAAAUUUCAACUCCUUUACCAUUUGCAGUCUGCUUAGUGCUCACCCGGCGGGGCGGGUGGGAAUGGGAUGGGAAAUGGGAUAGGGAACUUUAUAUACACUACCUUCAGAAUGCUAUGGUUAAUUUCUUUGGAACACUACCUUCACUGUAAUUUUGUUUGCUCUUUUUAAAGGUGAGCGUUGGACUCACCUGAUUGAGGAUGUAGCCUUAUCUCAACAAACUCCUUGUAUUCAGGAGCAUCAGGGUACGCUGAGUUAUAUACUAGGGUAUUCCUCUUUAUUAAAAAAUAUGGCUCUUUUGUCCUACAUGCUUUUAACAGAUAAAGUUCUCGAUUUGCUGAACUUGUAUGUUUCCAGCAAACAAUUUAAAUUUUUUAAAAAAACCUCUUCUGGAGGCCAGGAAUACAUACAACAGCUUACUAUAUAACCUUGAUUUUAAAAUACCCUCAUUAAACCCACGAAUCGCUAAACUUUACAACCUCAAUACUCUGCCUAAAUAGUCAUGUAAAUGAAGGAUCUAUGUUAAUGUUCAGGGAAGAAAUUUUUACAAAUCUUAAUAAAACCCAUGAUCAGAUCAUUCUGGUCUGGCUUAGGCUAGGCAUAACGCUGUCAGGGUUGAACACCCAGUGGGUGUUUCCUUUUUAAAUACUAAAGUUGCCAGUAGCAGGAGAUGUUCUUGCCUAUUCUGAUUUAUUUUUUCUUUUAUCCACUGUUGAUUGAAUAGUGGACUAGCACACAUUCAUAUAAGCAGAUCACCUCUAUCACUCCUAAAUCCUUUUCAGUUAUGGAAGCAUCUGAUCAUUCUUAUAUUUCAAGCUUUAAAUAUAGCUCUGGAUUUGCAGCUCCACUGAAUCACACUGGUUCUUCAGGUAGACAGACAAUUAAUCUUAGCUGUGCAAAAGACUGAUAGGACUCCACUCUCCUGCUUUGCACAACCAAAUGAGGCAAUGGAAUUUUUAUGUUAGAUAUCAUUAAGCACUGUUCUUAUUUUGGUAUCUUGUGUUAAUGACUGAACAUGGAUGCUAAGAUUCAUAGGAAGAAGGCCUGGAUAGCCCCAGGGCUGCUGCUUAAAUUUGGGGGCAAGUAAUUGAGUUGGCCUUCUUGACUGAUUGGUUGAUACACGGUGGGUUGCUGGGAAGCAAAGGUUAGGCACACCAUUGCUGUCAUGUUAAAUAUGCACUUCUCAUUCUUGAGAGAGACUGGGCUUUUAGCCUAUAUGUACUUUGUACUACUGUUCUUAGACCUUUUUGUUUUGUUUUGUUUUGGUAGUUUAAGUAUUUCCAUACUCAAAAAGCAGAGUUCCGUUAGCUAUCUAGUUGUCAUCUCAGUUCAGAAACCUGUUUGAAGUUACAUAGUGAUGUAGAAACUCUGCAAUAUAAUCCAGUUUCACUGGAAAUUGCAAUAAAAUGCACUCUUUUAAAUUUGUGGUUUCAUCUGCUAUCGAAAGUGUGGAAGAAGGUUUGCUGCAAGCUAGAAGUGUAACACUUGCAUUGAAUUUUACUUUCUGAGGUUUAACCUUUUGUGGCUAUUUUUAUUUAAGUGAUGUAUGAGUUGAGUUCUAUAAAAACCUUGUCAUAGUGUAUGUGAUGUGCUCAUUUUACUUACCUAAAUAUUUUUUUGUGUUUAUCAUUAAGUGGAUGACAAUCGUGCAGCAAAAAAUGGUGUGCCUACCCUUUAAUGCUGCAGUUUAAAAAGAGAACUAAUUGUAUGUCAUUUCAAACCAUAGGUUGAGAACUGUAAAUAGAUAGUGAUAGUUGCAUACUCUUACUUCUUUGGUUAGAAAAUGAAUUAAACAACCAAACACUUAAUUUUCUCAGAUUAAAGUCCUGGGACCUGACGAUUGUAAGAUUCCUGUCUGCAGAGCUUUGUAAUAUAACACUUAGUAUCUGUGAUCUCUUCCUAUUCAGGUAUAAAAAAAAUCCCACAAGCUUUGGAACAACCAUAUUUCCUCAAACAGUCUCUGCUUAAAAGAAAGAAAGAAAGAAAGGAAGGAAGGAAGGAAAACGUAGGUUAUUUUUAAAGCACUAAUUGCAUUACUUUGGUAAUUGCAAUAUAAAAUAGCCAUUAUUGUUUUGUGAAGCAUGGAUAAAAUUAGCUAGUUGUCCCUUUUUAAAAUUUCAAAAGCCUCUCAAAAAUAAACAAAAAGCUGCUGAAUAUUCAAAAGAUAUAAAUAUAUCUAUAUUUUAUCGUAGGUUUUGUAAACUUAGUCUGUAAUAUUCAGGUGCACCUUUUUAAUGUUAAACAUUUCUUUUAAGAUUUCAUCUCACCUAUUUUUUUCAAGAUGGCUCAUCCUGUGGCUGUAUCUCACUCUAAAUCCCUAAGUGAACUACUGAAGUCAGACUGCUGUGACAGGCGCCUUUGGUGUAGCUUUGAGUAGUGUUUGGGAGCAUUUCACCUGUAGAAGAAAUGGAUUCAGUGUUUAUCCAUUAGCAUGUUUCAUUUUCUGCUGACCAGAAGUUUGCAUGGCCAAAAUCCCCAACUGACCAUAGUUUGAUGUGGGAAGAUGUGGUUUGCUGCUGUCUUUGUAAGAGAAGCCUUGUUUUCUCCUGUUUCCAGUAAAUGGAUGCUCAUGUAAACCCGUGCAAAGGAUAGGAUUUAGGCCUUGUUUUCCCUGCUGUUUUUAAGGGCAUGUUAAGGGAAUAUAGCCAAGUGCAGUGCUUCAGAGAUGGUGUCAUCCAUAGGAAGAACACCUGGGCAUUUUGAUCAGUUCUAUCAGAUCUUGGAACAGAGUUUGAUAGAAUUGUGGCAUUAUUUGUUGGGGGUGUUUACAUUUGGAUGAUAGAAAGAAAUGAUUAAAAUAUGUGACAGCCUUGGCUUCUACAGACCAGUUAUCAUAAAGGAUUGAUUCUCCCUCUACUCACAGCCCAAAAGACUAAUGUGAAGAGUGUAUUUGUGUAACGUUUAAAAUCAAAUUCACUAUCGUACUGGAAUAUAGAUGUUGCUUGGUAACCUUUUGCUGCAGCAGGUUAUACAGAUGAGUAAGGCUUAGUGUUGUAGGGGUACAAGUGUGCAGUUAUUUAUUGUACAGUUCUGUGGAGCGAGCCCAGUGUGUAGAAGAUGUAUCAGUUUUUUUUUACUUGGGUCUGUAAAAUAUAAAAGUUCUUUCCUGAGAAUUCUGGAGAUCUGAUGAACUAUUACCUCUUUGCCAGCCAUUCUAGAACCUCAGUUCCAAAGCCCUGGGCCUUUUCCUUUUCACUACAGCUGUCAAGAAUAGAAGUUGUAGGGUUUGGGCUCUUGGCCUUAAUUUAUUAUAAAAUCCCCCUUCCCCCAAGCUCUUAAGGAUUGAAAUAUAGUUUCCCCAGGAGCACUUAAGAUCCUAUACUUGUAAUCAGCCCAGUGGAACAAGAAUUAUGUCCUUUCAUCUGGCUGGUACCAGAACUAAUCCAUACCUCCUGCUGCUCUGCCUCCAAGAGAGGUUUAGUCUAAAUAUUUUCUUAAAACCUUUUCUAGUGCAAAUUUGGAAUCAUUUUCAAUAAACCUUUGAAGAAUGUGUUGUACCUUUUAAACAUGAUAGCAGUACAGAUUUGCUUUGUUUCCCUUGGCAUAUCCAAAGCUUCUUGGCAAAUAUGAGGCAGUUUGAGAAAGGCAUGAUCUCAACUGGACCCAGUGUUUGCUCAGAAACUGUCAGGAGUCAUUAAUGCUGCGUUUAAUAUGUUUUUUUUUCCUAUGGAAGGAGCCUAUACAUAUUGGCUGCUAUGAUGAUCCUAUUGACAUCAAGUGGCAUGAUCUGCUGUUUCUCAGUAAGCCACUUAACUGUUUGGGUGGAGAAAAAAAUCCUUCAUUUUGUAACACAUUUGUUGAUAGGCAACAGCCCCCCCCCCCCAAUGUAUAAUGGAUUUAAGAUAAGUUUCAGCUUAAAAGUAUGUGAGUGUAUUAGAGGCGAAUAAGGCAUGGUACAUGAGUGGGUGGGAGAAGCAUACUUGGCAAUCUCCUUUUUUUAUCCAGAAUUGCUAGAAUUCUGAAAUGAAAAUUAAAAAAUUCAGCCCCUUCCGUCUAAAGGGGGGGGGGGGGGUGUUCAGCUGCUAGCUAAGACUGCCUAAAGGUCUUACAAAAUCUUCAAAAGCAUUUCUCAAAAGCAUAUGUAUUCAUGUAUUUUCAGGCAAACAAAGGAGAUUUUUCCUGCUCUGCCCUUAGUCUAAUAUGCAUUCGAAUCUUUUUUUCCUCACUUGCAAUUUCAAAAAUGAAACUGUAAUUUUUAUUUCCAAAAAAUAUAUCUCCCCUCAUCUUAAUUUACCUGCUGUCUGCUAAUUACACUUCCUAUAGCCAGUUUAGGCCACAUCAUUGUCCAACUGCUUUCAAACAUAUAUUUAAAACCCAGAAGACUGUUCAUAUAUAUUUUUGUAGUGGAAACAGAUUUCCCUAUAAUCUUCAGGCAUUGUUUGAGUUUACAGUAAAGUUAUUUAUUUAAUUGUGUUUUGGUUCUUUAGGAUCACUUUGCAGUUUUAUCUGCUUAAUGAAACAAAACAGCAGAGUUUGACUGGUGAACAAUAUGACACAUUAAUUUGGAAUAGUAUGCAGCAUUAGCAGACUAAAUGAUAAAGCUCAUACGGCUCAUGGCAGUUUAAGAAUAUGAACAGAAAUUGCCCCAGAGCUGGGAAUACUAGUAUAUUAAAAGCUUGCUUUUAGUUCAUAUCUCCCAUCAGCAACUUGUUCUUUCAAAAUACUAAAAAGUAGAUAAUGCAGUGAGAAAUAUUGUGGUCUUUUGCAUAAUGGACUGGAUGGACAAAGCAGAGAGAAGGAGAAUGGAAUGGAAUUCAGCCAGAUCUGAUCUUCUGGGCAUAGAGGGGCACAAAGAAUGGAGGUGGAAGUUGUCUAGCUGUGCAGCUUUGAAGCUCAUAAUUUUGUCCAUCCCCUUGAUAAAUUAUUACAUAAUAUCUAGUCAUGAAUUGAAAAUUGGUAACAUGAGCAAGAUUCCUGCAGAUGUAUGGAACUAUGCACAUAUAGAUUAAUUGGAAAUUUCAAGUAUUCUAACUUAUCAACUUUGAUUCCACAAAAGAAAAAUCUCUUAUCCAUUAUAGCAUCUUUUCUUGAAAGACAGUUAAAUUUGAUUUGGACAAGACUGUGUAUCAGUAACGUUCCAUCAUGAAAAUGUUGGGAAGGUGUUCUGAAAAUAUUCAUUCCUGAUAUAAUUUUUGAGAAAGUUUGUGAUCACAAAAUGUAUUUUUAUUAUUUUAUGCAUCUUUCAAUCCUCUUCUACUAGCUUAUAAAAAUCUAAUUUAAGUAUUUCCUCUUCCACUCUAAAACUUUUGACAUGCCAUCUCAGCCUCUAAUGUACCUUACAUUUGGUGCUACACUCAUCUGACUCUUACAGACUUGAUAAAAAAAGUUCAUUAAAGUGCUUGUCUGACCUAUUUUUUAACUUUAAAAAAAGAAAAGGAACCUUCCAGCACUUUUACUGUUACAAUUUUAAUCACAAUUUAUCUGGUCUUCAGAGUCUGGGGUACUGUAACAUUUUAGUCCACAAAUGAUUGAUUGCUUUCAGGUCAGACAAUUUCUGUGGAUGGUAAGCUUUUCAGUUUAUCAUAGAGAGUAAAUAAAUCAGUUUUAUAAUGUUCACGCAGCUUCUGGGCGAACAUACCUAAUAUUUUCAGUAAAUAUUUCAGCAAACAUUUCAGGGCUUUAAGAUUUGGGAUCCCAGUUGGGGGGAGGCUAGGUGAAGUUUCCCAGAUGAAGAAUAGUUUUAGAUCAUUGUGUAGUGCUCAGUUUUAAAGUAUAUCACUAGGGAAAUGGGUAGGGAUUCUCUCUCUCCCUUUUGUCUUCAGGGAAUGAGCAGUAUUUAGAAUCUUUGGCUGAAAUUCAAGCCUUUUUACCAUGUAAAUUUUAAUAUAAAUUCACUGACAUGCUUUUUACAUCAGAGGACUGAAAAUGGAUCUUAAUGUUUAAGUUGUUGAAUGGUAUAUUUCUUAAAUGAAGGGGGAAAUUUAAAAGAACUAACUAGAUUAGCAUACCAGCAUUAGUGAUCUUAAGGGAUUUUAGUAUGUAAUAGGAAAGUCUUUGAUUAAAAAUCUAAUCUUGAAUUGCUAGUCUGUAACUAGGUGCAUAUUAUGUUAGCAGGUGAAACUUCUUUACUUGUUGAAAAGAGGGUACGUGGCGGCUGUCAUAUGCCCUAGCAUCAGAAAAACAGAUUACAGACUGCAGCCUCUCUUGAGUCCCAUUUGGUGGUUAUAUCCAUGGGAUUUUUGCUUAUAGCAGCUUACUGCUGCUUAAACAUGUAUAAAUAUGUUUGAGUGUUUGCUCAUAACUCUUUCUAACCUCCACUUGUUAAAUUGUCAAAUGUUGGUAUUUUAUCAGUCCGCAGUGUAAGUUAUAAACUAAUGUGCUUAGGAUUCCAGCUUGUACACACACUGUUUGAAAACCCUCAGGGACAGUUUACACACUACCCUCACUCAAUUCAGGUACUUGUACACUAUUCUUAAACCUAGCAGUGACUUGUAUUUUAUUUUUGUUUUUCUUUUGAUGUGCUGUUAGCACAUCCUUGAUGAAUGUCAAUUUAAACUCAGUUCAGGUAUCCAGGUAUAACUCAGCCAAACGGAUUUUAAAGCUGCAUAUUACUCUCCAGCACGCAGUGCCUCAGACACGUAGUGGCAUUCUGUAUAUUCAGUUAUUACUACUGAGCAAGAUCGCAUGGGGGUUCCUGAUAAUUAUGUAUUGUAAGAAAUUUCUAUAUAUAGUAUGUGUAUUAUGUUAUAUACAUAUAUAUUAUAUAUGUAAUCUUAAAGGUAUAUAUUUAAAAAUGCCACUACCAAGCCAGCACAGCUAUUGUCAAAUACAUUCCUGGCUGUCUCUGUCAAUGCAACAGAGGCAGCUUCUCAGUGUGGCUGUGGUUUCUUCUUCAUCCCAGGUACUUCUAAACUUGAGCACUGGCCCUUGGGUGUCUGACCUCUACAUUCUAGUUAUGCAAUGUCUCUAGGAAUUCUGUGCACUGGCCACUGUGAUGGAAGCCAAUGGGCCAGACAGGCUUCAGUUUAUUAGUAACCCUUCUGCCAAAGCUGGUAUUUUAUGGCAAGAGUGUAAACUUAUCAAAUAAUCAGCAGCACAUACAUUAUGGGUGCAGAUGGACACUCCCAUAUUGUGACCUUUUUCAGGUGUCUCACCUCUUCUGCCACUAAUUUGUGAAUGUGAUGGCAUUUUACACCUGUCCUCAUGGGUCCACUUGCUGCACACAAAAUAAUAUGUGUGUAACACAUUAAAAUAAAGCCUGCUGCUUGCGCUGGCAUUAAUUUCACUGUAACUUUGUGUCAGCCAUGACUGCUUUAUUAUUUGAUGCUUUACACCUUAGAAAGUUCUAUUUAUAUGAAGUAUGGAAAAUGGCAUUUUUCACAGACCUCUAAAAGUACAAGUGUCAUGGGAAAAUAAACCAGGAACCCCCUUUUUAAUCUAUGGACCUCAUUUCAAUAUACUGUUUACAGUUUGACGGAAUUGUAUAAUUUAAUAUUUCUCUUGUACUGUAGUUUGUAUUUAUUUACAGAUUUUUUUUGUACUGUGUGAUUUGAACUUUUUUGUUCCUUGCUAUGAUCAACAUUUUAUGUAGUAGAGCACUUAUGAUCACAAAUUAAGGUUUUGGUUUGAUUGCACUACAUUUAAUUUUUAAUGCAGUUCUGAUUUUUUGACUGGACUUAAUAAGCUGUGUCUUAAUGUAUGUGAUAAGUACUUAUAAAUUUUUAAUUCACGUGGUCCACUUUUUUUUUCUUUUCUUUUUUGCAUUGUAUGUCAAAAGCGCUGAUUCUCUCGUUGUGCAUGUGUAAGGGUUUAACAGCCCUGUUGUAUUCUUUGGCCAUGUCAUUUUGGAAACACAUUCCCGACUGUAACGUGUAUGGUAGUUUUCACUGGAUGCUAGACUUUUCAGAACCACUAUUCUUCUAAUAAAUUUUGUUGUGAAAACUUGAA
Molecule: messenger RNA, 10257 nt
Organism: Anolis carolinensis (green anole)
Lineage: Eukaryota; Metazoa; Chordata; Lepidosauria; Squamata; Anolidae
Gene: lcor
Product: ligand dependent nuclear receptor corepressor
Exons: 7
Coding region: 55-1782 (575 amino acids)
Biological process (GO): regulation of transcription by RNA polymerase II
Cellular component (GO): nucleus
Molecular function (GO): DNA binding
Source: RefSeq, a predicted model, not a curated record